UUUAUUUCCAUCUGGUCACACCAAGUCCCAUCGCAAAAAAUCAAAACAGCUCCGUAUUUUUCUGCCAAUUUUAAGGUAACCAAAGCAAAAUGGGCGAACGCUACAACAUCCACAGUCAGCUGGAGCAUCUGCAGAGCAAGUACAUCGGCACAGGACACGCGGAUACCACCAAGUUCGAGUGGCUAACCAACCAACACCGCGACUCUUUGGCCAGCUACAUGGGACACUACGAUAUUCUCAACUACUUUGCCAUUGCGGAAAACGAAUCGAAGGCCCGAGUGCGCUUCAAUCUGAUGGAGAGGAUGCUACAGCCAUGCGGACCACCGCCAGAAAAGCAAGAAGACUAAGCAAUCCCAAUUUAAAAACAUUAAAAAAAUUUAUAAACAA
Drosophila subpulchrella is the source of this 387-nucleotide messenger RNA. It is a transcript of the gene Sf3b5, whose product is annotated as splicing factor 3B subunit 5. Gene Ontology annotation, biological process: mRNA splicing, via spliceosome. The coding region runs from base 90 to 347 and encodes 85 amino acids. Gene Ontology annotation, cellular component: precatalytic spliceosome; U2 snRNP. Lineage: Eukaryota; Metazoa; Arthropoda; Insecta; Diptera; Drosophilidae. The record is from RefSeq and is a predicted model, not a curated record. The transcript has a single exon.